Limulus polyphemus (Atlantic horseshoe crab) is the source of this 870-nucleotide messenger RNA. RefSeq lists its product as uncharacterized. Gene Ontology annotation, molecular function: protein binding. The record is from RefSeq and is a predicted model, not a curated record. Bases 505 to 870 code for a protein of 121 amino acids. The transcript has 5 exons. Lineage: Eukaryota; Metazoa; Arthropoda; Merostomata; Xiphosura; Limulidae.
UUCGCAAAACCGUCGGGUGGUAAGUACGCAUUGAAGAAUUUUCCCGCGUUUCUGCUGCCGCUUGAAUAUUUGGAAAUCCUGACGUCGAAACAGUUUAAGUUGACGAGUGCGAAGAGGGUGUGGAAUGGACUUUAUUUUUGAUACUGGUAGAGCUACCCACAGCAUCACCUGACUACAGGAACUUUAACGGUAACAUUAAAUAAAUAACUAAGAAGAUCAUCGAGAAGUUCACUCAAAGUCUACCUGAUGUCGCGCCACUGAUUUCGAAACGGAAACCAAUUAAAACGUUUCAUCAGAUACCGAAUACUGGUCGAUGGAAUUAGGAAUUCUGAAGUUUGAAAUAUAAUGAGAUUUGAUUAAACUAAGACUGAUUGUUGUGUACUUCAAUUUAAAUCAUAAAAUCAAGAUAAAGCUUGAUCUUUCCCACACGUUGAUCAAUUCGAUUAAUUUUAACCAAAUUUACAUAAAUGACGUAGACCUACACAAAUUUAUUGUAAAGUUACCAUGGAAACAGGAACUCUUCACUACGUAGAUGACGAAGAACCUACUUAUGAAUCAGUUCUUCUUCCAGAAAACAAAAUAAUAGCGUCAUCAGAAAAUCUACUUUCUCCUUACCAUUCUUCAGUAAUUAACGCUUUGAGUAACAUACAGGACUUUGUGGAAACAACUAUCGUGCUAAGAAAGAACAAACAGAACGAACUGAACAUCUCUGUGACUGGUGGCAUAAAUACCUACAUGGAGGCUGUUUGUGUAACGGAAGUACACCGUGACAGCUCCGCUUAUCGAGACGGCCGGUUAAGAAGAGGAGAUGUGUUGUUAGCUAGGGCUUUUAGUAUACGUUGUUUGGAAAAGUUAGAGCUGUAUCAUUGA